AUGAUGUUGUACAACGAUAAAUUUGAAAAUGAAAGCGCUCAUGUUUUAAUGCACAAUGCCACUGUAGUAAGCCCAACCUUCAAUCCACCUCCAUUGGUACAUGGUGACGUACUUUCUCCCUAUCGCAAUUCCUGUUCAGUAAAGUUCUUUGCAGCUUGUUUAGUAAAUGAUGCUUUCGUGUUGACAUUUUCUGUGGUAGAGAUCCAAGAGAGUACAAAUAUAACUACUGUUUUAUACAACUCGUACAAGGAUGGCUUUGCCAAUGGAUUGCAAAUUGUAACUCUUCUACCCAACAUCACAUCAAGGUAUUUCUUGCAGUUGGUUGGCCACUAUUCAAGGGAUUUUUUCUCGAUGUCUAUUUAUAAUCUAUCCUUAUCGUCCGAAUGUUUUGGCAUUAAUAUACCACGAGAACAUUUAAAGGGCUAUCAUUAUUGGAAUGUAUGGCAAAUCGGGGCCCCACACAAGGACUUUGAAAACUACAAAUAUUUGGAACUUGGUACUUGCUUUAGUCAGGGAAGGCAUGGUCCUACCCAGCAUCAAUGCACGAACUUUUAUAAGAAAAAUAAUCGGACACAUGUUCUAAAGGAGGUGCGCGUUGUUACUAAAUACCCAUAUGAGGGUAUGCAAAAAUGGAAGGUGCCUCGUACAGGAUUCUGCACAUUUAUUGUUAAAGGAGCUGGUGGAGGUUUUGCAUUCACUGUUGGGGGUACAUCACGCGGGGCUGUAGUCUUCACCAUUUUAGAACUUUAUAAGGACGAAGAAAUUUAUCUUUUGAUUGGGCAACAAGGGAGAAAUGGAAGUCACACAACAACAAAGGAAGAUGGUGACAUCUCUACCAUGGCGACAGCUGGUGGAGGUGGUGGUGGAUCUUUUGUCUUCAAGCGCAACUCAUUUCAAAAUGACAUCGUCCUGUUAGUUGCUGCUGGAGGUGGUGGUGGUUUAGGUAUAGGUGAGGUGCACCGGGAUGGAGAAUUUCAACAUGGCCAUAGUGCAAAUUUCGAACGUCAGCCUACCACAGGUCAAAUUUAUGGUGGACAGCAAUUGAAUGCAAGUGCAGGACCUGGUGGUGGUAUAAAGGUCAAUCUCAAAGGAGUGGUAAAUGGUCAGUAUGGUGAUGCCUUGUUAAGUGGUGGCAGAGGUGGAAUGCCAUGCCAUUUCCCACAAGAGACCCUCGGUCCGGGUAUAAGUCAUAAUGGUGAAGGUGGUUUUGGUGGCGGAGGAGGCGGUUGCAACACAGGUGGCGGUGGUGGUGGUUAUUCUGGUGGCGAUGUUUAUUCUAAUAGAUCUCAUGGCAAAGGCGGCUACUCGUAUAUAAAUCAUUCACGUGCUCUCACAGAGCUGAGUGCUUUCUAUGCGGGCUCGAACUUGGGCGAUGGUUCUAUUACAAUCAUACCAGACAUUGAGGGUUGCGGCUGUGAUUAUCGCUGUCUUGCUAUGGAUGAACAUAGGUCAUCGGUGAUGUGUAUUUGUCCGCAUGGUUCUAUUUUAGCCAACAAUUCCAAGGCCUGUAUUGAUAUGCGUUGCCAAAGGAAUAAAUUGGAAAAUAACAUUAAUCCGAUGGCGGUGGAUAUUGAACUGACGAAACUACGUCAAAACAUCGAUGGAUCAUAUCUUAGUAACUACAGUUGCAUUGAAGUGAGCUAUGGUGAGAUAUGUAUUAAUAGCUUGCCACAAGUAGAUCGGAGAAAUUUAAAAUUGGUCAAGGUCUUGGGUAAAGGAGCAUUUGGUGAAGUUUAUCAGGGAUCGUAUCGCUAUGACGUAAGCGGUGCUGCUGAAAAACUUGUGGCCGUUAAAAUUCUAGCCAAAGGAAGCACAGAACUGGAUGAGAUUGAUUUCGUAAUGGAAGCUGCUAUUAUGGCGAAAUUCGAUCACCCCAAUAUAGUGCAGCUAAUAGGUGUAUGCUUUAAUUCUCGCCCUAGCAUUGUUGUGCUCGAACUAUUAGCCGGUGGUGAUCUGAAACAUUUUUUGACCCAAGUGCGUCAUCAGACUGAUCGUUCAUACUCCUUAGCCAUGAUUGACUUAGUUUUCUGUGCUUUGGAUGUGGCCAAGGGCUGUCAUUACUUGGAGUGCCAACACUUUAUCCACCGAGAUAUAGCCGCUCGAAAUUGUUUGCUAAGUUCGGAUGGGUCUGAACGCAAGGUCAAGAUUGCGGAUUUUGGAUUGGCUCGCGACAUAUAUCGUUGUGACUACUAUCGCAAGGAUGGCAAUACGCUGCUGCCCAUCAAAUGGAUGCCCCCCGAAGCAUUUUUGGACAAUAUAUUUACUUCAAAGACAGAUGUUUGGUCAUUUGGAGUUUUGUUAUGGGAGAUAUUUAGUGUGGGCUUAGUGCCUUAUGCUGGUCUACAAAACCGUGAGAUUAUUCAAUUGGUAACUAAGGGGGGAAAGUUGGAUGCGCCACCAGCAUGCCCUUCAAUAAUUUAUGAAAUAAUGGUUGAUUGUUGGAGUAUUGUACCCGAUGAUCGCCCCACAUUUUUAAGUAUUUUGGAGCGACUAGAAGCAGCAGUUAUGAAUCCGGCUGUUAUGAACUGUACUUUGCCUCAUUUGUUUCCACUGCCAUCUAAACUACCAAUCACUAAUGACUCUUUGCCAGAGAGUUUAGAGAAGUCUGCAGCAAUUCUUAAUAUUUCAACAACACAUGGACUCUAUAAUACCAAUAAACAUCAUUGGUAUGUCAACAAUGAAAUGAUAUCACACAGCACCAGUGAAUAA
Molecule: messenger RNA, 2709 nt
Organism: Stomoxys calcitrans (stable fly)
Lineage: Eukaryota; Metazoa; Arthropoda; Insecta; Diptera; Muscidae
Product: ALK tyrosine kinase receptor-like
Exons: 9
Coding region: 1-2709 (902 amino acids)
Biological process (GO): multicellular organism development; protein phosphorylation; regulation of neuron differentiation
Cellular component (GO): membrane; signaling receptor complex
Molecular function (GO): ATP binding; transmembrane receptor protein tyrosine kinase activity
Source: RefSeq, a predicted model, not a curated record